CCGAACCGUCAGUCAUCCGUGCUCCGUCGUAGGGAUGAGAUCGCGUCGUGCGACGCCGGUGCUGGUUCGUUCGGUAUCCGUGCGACGACGACGACGACGGUGACACGGAUAUUCCAUCAUUUCGUCGACGCAUUCACGUUUUUCGCCACGUAGUAAAUUCGGUACGAACGACCGACUAACUCUCUGUUAUUUCGAGUGUGUCACAUUCCUCCUCUCCCUUCCCUUUUUCUAUUUCUCUCUUCCUUUCUAUCUAUCUCUCUUCCUCUCUUUCACUCAAUCUCUUUCUACUUUUCUCUUUCCGUCUUCCGUGCCAUCCUUCGAAGAAAAUCUACCGAAGAAGCGAAGAGUAUUCGAGUCUUCCACGAAAAACGAAGGAGGUCUUCUUUCAGCAUCCGGUUGCUCCUUCGUUUUUCUUCUGCUCCGACCUUGACGAGGACCUUUUUAGAUUACUCGGAUCUCGAUCGAUGCGGAAGGUGGCGUUGAGGUAUCGGCGUUGGUAGGUCGACAAAGUGAUCGCUGAGUGGAACGAAGAGAAGAAAAAAGAGAAGAAGGAUAUAACCACGGACAAAGUACCAAAUAGAAGAAAAAGGAAAAAAAAAAUAAGCGAGAGGGAGAGGAAUCUCUCAUAAUCAUGACUGGCUUCGGAAAGGACAGAUCCAUAACGUAAUCGUAGAUCGAUCUAUCGAUCAAAGAAAGACAAUCGAGGUCAACGUGAAGUUCGUUAUGAGAUCAGAAGUGGUACGAUGAUAACGAUUUGAGAAGAUAAAUCGAUUUUUUCUCGUGAAAGAUACGCGCAAAUAUACAAACACACAACAUAGAAAUACAGAUACACACACACACACACACACACACACACACAUAUAUAUAUAUAUAUAUAUAUACACACGCGUCUUACACUUGGAAAGUUGAAGGAAAAAGAAGAAGAAAAAAGAAAAAGAAGGAGAAGAAGGCGACUAGAUAUCAACGUUCUCUAGCGUUAUCCGAGUAAACGAGCGAUUGAAUACGUGCGAGCGAGCGUGCGUGCGUGCGCGCGCGAGCGUGUUUGUAGUCGCGCCGUUUCGCGCGCAAAGUUAACGGCGACCGAAGUCAAAGGCGGCCGACACUGUGGAGGGUACUUAACGAGCGAGGCGAGCCGCUGACGGCUCAGUCGUCGUCGGCGGACGGUUCGCGUAGGAGUAGGUGUAUCUUUUUUUUCCUUAUUCUUCUUCAUCUUAUUCUUCUUCUUCUACUUCUCAUCUCGUUGCUCUUGCGGCUUCCUAAUCUCCUCAUCUUGCACUCGAGCGGGAUUUCCCUGUUGUCAAUCUUCUUUUUCCUCGUUAGUCAUCUACCUUCCCUUCUUCCUUCCUAUUCCCAUUGACAUUCCAUAUGCAUCGCGACCGACACUGAAAAGACGAAACGACGUUGUUUUUCGACGUGGUUUUUUCGUUGUGGCGACGGUGCUCGACCUUCGCGUUGUCGGUGGCAGUGGUGGGUGGUGGUGGUGUUGGUGGAGGAGGAUAGCGGUGUAUAAUAGUGUUAAGGUGAAGUUGAAAUCAUUGGCGGUGUCGUCGUCGUCGGUUACCGCGCUGGUCGUGGAGCUGAUCUUGCUACCGUUGCUAUUGCAGAAGUGUUUUGUGGUGUUAGUGUUAUCGGUAGUGACGGCGACGAGCUAUCAUGUGUACUCGAAGGAUUUUUGGACUGGCGUGUUUAGCUCUCCUGAUGACUCUUCGCGACAGAGUCGGAGCUUACACCAAUCAGUGGGCUGCUCAUAUCGAAGGAGGACCGGAAGUAGCUAAAAAGGUCGCCGAGGAUCAUGGCUUUCGAUAUCUCGCAGAGAUAUUCGAUGGUUGGUAUCAUCUCGAGCAUCGAUCUGUGAUGAAGAGAUCGAUCGAUCCGCACAUGGAAGUACAUUCCAGACUGAUAAGAGAUUCAAGAGUUCGUCGAGCAGAACAACAACGAGCGAAGUCGCGAAGUAAACGGGAUUUAUUAAUCAAACGCGGUCCGUCCAAUGCAAAAGUUAUUUUAAACGACGAGAGAUGGCCUCAAAUGUGGUACCUGAACAGGGGAAACGGUUUGGACAUGAACGUGCAGAAUGCCUGGGCCGAAGGAAUCACCGGAAGCGGCGUCGUGGUCACGAUUCUCGACGAUGGCUUGGAAAAAGAUCAUCCUGACCUCUACAAAAAUUACGAUCCUCAGGCGAGUUAUGACGUUAAUAGUCACGAUGAAGAUCCGAUGCCAAGGUAUGAUCUUGUGGACAGCAAUCGACACGGCACCAGGUGUGCCGGAGAAGUUGCAGCGACUGCCAACAAUACUGUCUGCGCAGUUGGUGUUGCCUUUGGAGCAGGUGUUGGUGGCGUUCGAAUGUUAGACGGAGACGUAACAGAUGCAGUUGAAGCCAGAUCACUCAGUUUAAAUCCACAGCAUAUCGAUAUUUACAGUGCUUCAUGGGGUCCUGAUGACGAUGGCAAGACAGUGGAUGGCCCUGGUGAAUUGGCAACAAGAGCCUUCAUCGAGGGAAUUACCAAGGGACGCAACGGGAAGGGUUCGAUCUUCGUGUGGGCCUCUGGUAAUGGUGGCAGAGACCACGAUAACUGUAAUUGCGACGGCUAUACCAACAGCAUAUGGACUUUGUCCAUCAGUAGUGCAACUGAGAAUGGGUUGGUGCCUUGGUACAGUGAAGCUUGCUCUUCUACCCUGGCAACGACCUACAGUUCUGGUUCAACUGGUGAGAAACAAGUAGUCACCACUGAUCUUCAUCAUCAGUGUACGAGCAGUCAUACUGGAACUUCGGCAUCGGCACCUUUAGCAGCUGGAAUAUGUGCUCUUGCGUUAGAGGCAAAUAGGGAUCUCACAUGGAGAGAUAUGCAGCAUAUCGUCGUUAGAACGGCCAAACCAGCCAAUCUAAAAGCACUCGAUUGGGUUACCAAUGGAGUCGGUAGAAACGUGAGUCACAGUUUCGGCUAUGGAUUGAUGGAUGCCACCGCAAUGGUGCGUUUGGCUAGAAGAUGGAGGACAGUUCCUGAACAACACAAAUGUGAAGUAUCUGCGCCACAUUCGGGCAGAGCAAUACCACCAAAGAGUCAAUUGGUUCUAGACUUGCACGUGAAGGAAUGCAGCGGAGUUAAUUUUCUGGAACACGUACAGGCGAAGGUGUCGCUGAUGGCUUUGAGAAGGGGGGAUCUUCAGAUACAACUAACCUCUCCUCAGGGCACGAAGAGCACUCUCCUAGCGAAAAGACCGCACGACGUCUCCAAGGCUGGUUUCAAUCAAUGGCCAUUUAUGUCAGUUCACACGUGGGGCGAGAGGCCACACGGUACGUGGAAACUCGAAAUUCACAACGAGGGUCGAUAUUUCGGCCGUGCAACGCUUCACGAAUGGGCGUUAAUUUUCUACGGAACAUCGACGUUACCUGAUCGGACGGAAUACGCCCUCUACAAUCCUGCCAGUAUGAAUAUGCCACGAAGACCGUUCGUUAAACCGCGCGAAACGACGUUUACUAAGACUCAGAAUGCCUUGACAGCUUCUUCUAAGGGCAAACAGUCACAGCACAAAGCCGAAAAGACAGGUAGCCUGAGUCCGCCAUACGUGGUCAAUGCUCAACUUCAAUCACAAAGGAAGAACAAGGUUCGGGGACAGCACAAGAACGGGAAAUCCGCAAAUCGACCAACUCCCAGGCCAACGGCACAAACUUUGAGGGGACUGACGUCUAUCAGAGGUCCUGCCGUAGCAGGAGAAGUUCGAUUGAUUACAUCCAGACCAAGGGGAAGAAGUACACCCAGUCCCGUUACUACAACGACUAUUCGAACCAGUCCAACUACCAAAAUAAAAACGACAACGGUCUUGACCACUAAGCAAAAAAUCAUUGAACCGGUCACGAUCACACCACCGCUUCAAAGAGGUUUGAUCCUAAUGGAACCUGCUGCGAAAGCAGCCACCAAUAAGGUCCCAGCAAUUUUUCAACAAUAUCCCAAGAUCCAGCAACUCUAUCCUCUUUAUCCUGUUUAUGCUGGCGCUCGUGGAGCUGGACAACAACAUGCAACCAGAGCUAAGGGUCUAGACUUAUUGCAAGACGAACAAUUCGAUCCUAGGAAUCUACAAUUGGAUAAGGAUACCCUUGAGGAGUGGAAGCUGGUGUUUUACGGUACCGAGACAUCCUUGGAAUUCAACGAGGAUUUAGACAAGGACAAACCAAGCAUGACGAAUGUCCAGCCGGUGGAAAUCCAAGACAAUACGGCUACUGAUGCAAGGCAGAACGUAGUAGACACAGAAGGUGAUCCUUGGACUGGUAGCCAACAAGUAGAACGAGUCUCUCAUCCUGAGGUACAAAGGCCAACAACGGAGAACCAGACAAACGGAUGCGCCAAUCUCGAUGCCAGAAAUGGCAGGUGCCUAGAGUGCAAGUCCAAAUGGUACCAGUAUGAGGAUAAAUGUUGGCAAGAAUGUCCAAUCGGAAGCUACGCCAUUACAGAGGAAUCUACCACCAGAAAGGUAUGUGGAAGGUGUCACUAUUCCUGUCUGACUUGUUCCGGAGCAACCGACGGUGAAUGCACAACCUGUCAUUCUGAUUCCAACCUCUUGACAAAUUUCGGCGAGUCCCAAUGCGUUCUUCAGAAUCUGGCAUGGCGAUUCGAGUCAACGAUGUGGUUCUAUUGGCUAACCAUUUUCUUUUCGAUUAAUGCAUUGAUCGUUGUCCUAGCGAUGAUCUACAUCGGUGUCAACUGGUACAUCAGAAGGAGUAAUUCUUCAACGUACGAUUACAGUAAGGUCACUUAUUCGAACAACGGUGACGCUCGAAAGGUUCGACUCGACGAUUGCAUUUCUGAUAGCGAGUAAAACGUAACCGCGAGAGAUGCAAAUUUCAUUAUCCCUAAGACCCUAUGGAAGUCUGCUCUCCAAUGGGGAUACAGUCGACUGUUUUAAUGGAAAUGAAGAGAACGGGAUAGGAUAAGGAGGAGGAGGAGGAAGAGAAGAAGGAAAAGGAGGAGGAGAAGCAGAAAUAGAUAUCUGCUAGAUACUUCCAUGAAUGUUAGACGUUCGUUUGCCGACAAGAAUGGCGAGAAUAACAUGAUGCAUUUAUUCUCUGACUGAUAUGAUUGUAAAACAUUCCAACUUAUAAAAUUACAAUCGAAUUACGCUGAUAGUCCUUGUUAUAAUGAUGAUCUCUGACAAAAUACUUUUAAUAGUCCAGUGAUUGUUUAAUCAAAUUGUAUAUGUAUAUACAUAUAUAUAUAUAUAUAUAUAUAUAUAUAUAUAUACAUACAUGUGAUACAAGUAGAAAUGCAGAGGCUUGUUUUUUCAUUUCUUUUCUUUUUACGAUCAAUAAAUACAGUAUUUUAUUUCUUUACUUACAAAAGUGGAAGACUAUUGAAUGUAUUAAAAAAUCAUCAAAAAAUGUGCAAAGACUUUUCUUUAACAGGAUUAAUUAUAUUAGCUUGACCACGGUCAAAUGGACCAAUGAAAUAACGUGUUUACUAUUGUAAUUGAUUAUAACAUGUUCGAUAUAUUGCAUAAUUGUUAAGUAAAACUUUGACUGCACAAGAACAGAAUGUAGGCUAAUAUUGGAUGAUAUGACUUUUAUAUAUAUAUAUAUAAAAUAUAUAUAAUAUAAAAUAAAAAAUAAAAUAUUAUAUAUAUAUAUAUAUAAAUAAUGUACGAAAUAUUGUAAAUAUAUCGAUAAGAAAAACAGAGUUUUUCGAGUGCUUUAUCUAAAUAAUGCGAUAUAUCAUGUUACUGUUAAAUAAUUUCACACUUAUACACUUGUAAUAAUAUAACUAUAUUAUUAUUCAUUGUUACCACAAAUGUACAUGUUCCACGCAAUAAGAAGCAUCGCGGUAUUGAUUGUUUUUGUUAAAUAUGAUAAAAUAUAAAAUAGAAGUGAAAA
Molecule: messenger RNA, 5860 nt
Organism: Vespa velutina
Lineage: Eukaryota; Metazoa; Arthropoda; Insecta; Hymenoptera; Vespidae
Product: furin-like protease 1
Exons: 13
Coding region: 1654-4812 (1052 amino acids)
Biological process (GO): peptide hormone processing
Cellular component (GO): Golgi membrane; trans-Golgi network
Molecular function (GO): serine-type endopeptidase activity
Source: RefSeq, a predicted model, not a curated record